Messenger RNA from Psammomys obesus (fat sand rat), 1232 nucleotides. It is a transcript of the gene Tmem275, whose product is annotated as transmembrane protein 275. Bases 79 to 594 code for a protein of 171 amino acids. The transcript has a single exon. The record is from RefSeq and is a predicted model, not a curated record. NCBI's taxonomy places the organism in Eukaryota, Metazoa, Chordata, Mammalia, Rodentia, Muridae.
GAGUUUGCCCCUGUCAUGUGCACCAUUCUGGGCAAGCAGCUGGGCAGAGCUUGAGGCGCGCAGGUCGUGGGCGGGCCGAUGCCGCCGCGAGCGAAGAGGAAGAGCAGAGCGCCCCUGGGCCGUGCCCAAGGCGGACUGCGGGGCCUGCCGUCACACGCGCUGUGCUGCGCCUGCGGCUUGUGCGUGCUGCUGGCCGGCCUGAACGUGACCCUGCUGGGAGCUUUCGCCGCCUUCCUGCCUGGGCACAACGUGCCCCUGGUGGUGGGGCCCGCGCUGCUCGUGCUGGCUCUGGGCUUCUUUGCUGCCUGCUGCGUGUGCAGCCGCCGGGGCCCCGCGCCCCGCACGCACUCUCCAGCUACCGCGGACCAAGGCGGCGGGCGUCCGGGGACAGUGGCCCUGGAGAUGGAGAGCAGCGAGCGCACGGCUCAGGACACGACGGCGGUGCAGCUCAGUCCAGCCGCCUCCUCCGGCCGCUCCAGCCCCAGCCCGGGGCUCUUCGCCCUGGACCCUCCUGCACCUGCAACCACGGUCGGCUACUUGCCACGCACCGAAGGGACCCAACUCGACUUUCCCCAGGACCCGGCUGCCUCCUAGUGGGCCAGGAGAUGGGGGAGGGGGAAUAAGGCCAAGGACUGUGCACAAGUGGCCUCAUCUAGAACUUCCAAAAGGGAAGGCUGGGAAUUGGCUCUCACACCCCAAAGGGAGCGGAGCUUUGACCUCUUAGGUGGAGUCUCUGAGCUCUGCUUCGUCCUCCCCUCCUCCUCUUCACAUUGAUGGAACUGGACCCCGGAUCUGGAAACCUGCCCCUCCCCGUGGCAUUUGGGCACCAUGGAGGAAGCCUCAUCCAAUCUAGAGGAUCUAGUUAGGUCCUCGGGCUGGAGAGAGAGAUGAAGGUCGAGCUAGUUUUCUCAGGCCCUGUGCGCUGUGAAAGGCAACAGCCCUCCUGCCCAUUCUCCUUGUCUCUACCCCAGCAUGCCCUCUAGGUUUAACUGGGUAACAAAGGUUCUGACUUCAAGAUGGUCCCUGGGAUAAGCUGGAUGGAGUACGCCGGUCCUUUUUGUCUGGCAAAGCUCAGGGGGGCUGAGGCUGGGAUCCUCAGUGGUGAGGAGGCUUUUCAAUCCUGAAGGUCCCCUGUGUGAUUUUUUUUACUGCCAGCACCACCCACCACCUUGACUGUCACACUGUGCAUUCCAGCCUUGUCUCACCCCUCAAUAAAACCCCUGUGAGUCAGC